Messenger RNA from Etheostoma cragini (Arkansas darter), 1551 nucleotides. Its product is annotated as T-cell ecto-ADP-ribosyltransferase 2-like. Gene Ontology annotation, molecular function: NAD+ poly-ADP-ribosyltransferase activity; NAD+-protein-arginine ADP-ribosyltransferase activity. NCBI's taxonomy places the organism in Eukaryota, Metazoa, Chordata, Actinopteri, Perciformes, Percidae. The coding region runs from base 199 to 1191 and encodes 330 amino acids. The transcript is spliced from 3 exons. The record is from RefSeq and is a predicted model, not a curated record.
GGGAGUUCCCACGUGUUGUAACACUAGGAAAUCCUGUUUGGCAGCUUGCUCAAUGCAUAACCGACAAAGGUGAAGUAUGUGGUCUGGUUGCAAAACCCCACAAGUGGAGACUAAAACAGAGCUAUCACUCUGAAAACGGUUGACAGCCCACAUAAAAGACAAAACUUCAACAUAGUGCUGCUCAGGAUAUGGUGCACUAUGCCUACCUGGGACAGGCAAACAUGUCAGAGAAAAACUGUAUCUGCAUGUGCUGCUACUUCUCUUGUUGUUUUGGUGGGACUGCUGAUGUUUGUUAUCACAUAUCUGACACUAAGAUGGCAGGAUGUUAUUAAAGAGCAUUCAAUGCAAGAUCUGACACAUGACCUGAAUGACGACAUGUAUGACGAAUGCAGAUCCAAAGCUACAGUUGUGACUGAUGAAGCCAUGAUGCAGGAAUGGGACACCAGUAUAAACUUUAGUCAACCUUGGGGCAACGCAGAGAAAAAAGCUAGAGAGUCUGCACACAAGUACAUGGAGAAACACCAUUCGGUGGCCUUAUACCUGUACACAAAUAAUAUGCUGCAGCCUGUCAAGCAAAACAUUGAGAAUUCAGAAAGAGGUAGAAAACAAACAAAAAAGACAUUUGAGCCCCACUCCCUUUACCUUUUUCUUAGCGAAGCCAUUCAGAUUCUGAAGCACAGUCAAAUGACAUGUCUUCAGACAAAUUACAGAACAGAGACACUUUUACAUCUAAACAUCUCUAACAAACUGAUUCGGUUCCACACCUUCACAUUAGGUUCUGACGGUUGGAACUUUACAAGAAAUGCUACAUGUUUUGAAGUAUACACAUGUUUUGGUGCUGACAUAACACUUUAUUCAGCCCUGAAACUAAACCGACAGGUGCUGAUUCCUCCCUAUGAGGUUUUCAAAGUCACAGACACAGAGACAAACGCACAGAGGUGUAAAGUCGUCUUCAGGCUGAAGAGCAACCUGAACUGCGUUUAUGAUAGAGAAAGCAACACGUUGCAUCCAAUAUCUGCAUUACCAGUGGAUGGAUUUUGGCUAAUUUUUGCCAUCACUUGUAUGAUUAUUGUAUCUCUUUUGUUACCCUUUGUCAUUGUGAAGGUUUUAGAAAACCAUAAGAAAACUGCUGUUUACAGUGUCUCAACUUUGCGUGACAGCGCUUACUACCCGCCAAGAGUUAUCUUUUAAAAUCAAUUUUUCAUUUUAAAUGAAGAUGGUCCUAUGAGGAAUUGGCAGCAAUCCAGUGAGGCCACAAGUAAGUGGCAAGUAAGACAAGUGUUUUAAAACUUUAUGCAUUGAAAACAAGGACGAUAUGGUUAUAGCGCUUUUUCCCCUAAUAUAUUGUAUUCUUCCAUUGUAUACAUUUAGGAAGCUUUCAUAAUUGUAAUUAUUAUUAUUAUGUAAUAAUUACAACUGAUGUUUUUCCAUAUUCAGACUUACUUGUCAUGCUGUAAUAAAGUGCUCUGUUACUCCACUCAUAACGGCUGCAGGGUUCAAGCCUGUUGCAACUCACAUAGCAGCAAUUUUGGGUGCAGUCUGAGGAAUGAA